Messenger RNA from Aspergillus heteromorphus CBS 117.55, 972 nucleotides. RefSeq lists its product as uncharacterized. The transcript has 3 exons. Lineage: Eukaryota; Fungi; Ascomycota; Eurotiomycetes; Eurotiales; Aspergillaceae. Gene Ontology annotation, biological process: fungal-type cell wall organization. The coding region runs from base 21 to 923 and encodes 300 amino acids. The record is from RefSeq and is a predicted model, not a curated record. Gene Ontology annotation, cellular component: cell cortex of cell tip; plasma membrane.
UACACAUCCAUCCAAUCAUCAUGGGCUGUUUCCGUGCCCUGCUGCCCUGCAUAGGUUCCUUCGCUGCCUUUUUACUGGGGAUGCUAUGCAUCUUCGCUGGGAAUCAGAGGCAGUUGCCGCAGGUGGAUCUUUUGACGCUAUACACCCACGGCAUCGGCACCCCCUCCACCGAAAACGCCGCCCCAGCCCCCGACUUCUUCUCCGUCUAUCCAAUGUCCUACUGCAGCGGCUUCCAAGUCCCCGACCCGAAAACCAACUUCACAACCACCCAAAACCGGCUAUUUGCGUGCUCGGACCGCAGCGUCCUGUUUAGAUUCAACCCAACCUCGGCAAUCCUGAAAGCCGUAGGCAACGAGUCCGGGACCCUCGCGUCGGAUAUCUGGCCGUCGUGCAUCACAGACGAUUUUGGGAUGUUGCAGCCGACCAACUCCACCAUGGUGAUAUUCUAUAUCUUCGGGACAACCGCCGCGGCCGUGGCUGUGGGGGUGAGACUGUGGUCGCUGGCGUCGGCGAGGGCGCUGGGGAGAGCCCGUUCGAGGUCGAAUGAUAGUAGUCGCAGGAGCAGUUAUCCUGGCCGGUCGGAUGUGCGGUUCGAGUUUGACAAUCCGCCGUCGAGGGUGGAGCUGGUGGCUUUGUUGGUGAGCAUGAUCGGUCUGGGCAUCGGAUCCGUGAUCGCAAGCAUGAUCGCCACCGAGUUCGUCACGCUGAUCAAUAUGUCCGGCAACGCGUACGGGGUGUCGGCGACCGCGGGGUCCACGUUUCUGGGGCUCACCUGGACGGCGGAGGUGUUGCAGGUGCUUGGUACCACAGACACGGCGGUGGCGAUCUUUCGGUCCAGGGCUAAGCGGUGCUGGUGUGACUUGGAUGAGCGGGUGUCGCUGCCGGAGUUGGCGGAGGAGAAGCCGCUGGUUGGGGGGGAUUGAUUGAUUUCUAUCAUUUGGUCAAUUUUUUAGGAGGUAAACGGGGAGUACU